Cylicostephanus goldi is the source of this 465-nucleotide messenger RNA. NCBI's taxonomy places the organism in Eukaryota, Metazoa, Nematoda, Chromadorea, Rhabditida, Strongylidae. The record is from the annotation of a GenBank genome assembly.
AAAAAAAAUCAAAAAAGACAGAAGCCCUCCUUCACUCGAAGUGAGCUUUCCGUUUCUUUACAGAUAAUCUAUGAUGUCGAUAUAUGGGCAAUCGUACUGGCUAACGCUUUACAAGACAUUCCAUUCCUAUUGGUUCGUCUCUAUUUGAUGCUCCAAUAUGGGCUCGUCACAUAUACCAUGAUCUUUUUCACAUGCAAAAAUGCAUUGAUUAUCGCGCUUCAGACUUACAGAGCUUUCAUUCUCCUCAACGAUCGUUACGUUCAUCCUAAACCACCUGAUUUGGAUGUGCUCGAGUCACAUAAGUACCAUACGCGUGAAUCGGCACGCAAAUCUAUUUCGCAUCAGCGUAAACGUAAAAGUAAACGUGCAAAAAGCGAGGAACGCCAGCAUUUAUACAGUCCUCGUCGCGAAGCGAAACGAGAACGUCGUCGCGAGAUGGAUAUACUAGAGGAAACAACAACAUAA